Messenger RNA from Ochotona curzoniae (black-lipped pika), 1981 nucleotides. RefSeq names its product plasminogen activator, tissue type (gene PLAT). The transcript has 12 exons. The record is from RefSeq and is a predicted model, not a curated record. Gene Ontology annotation, biological process: plasminogen activation; smooth muscle cell migration. Gene Ontology annotation, molecular function: serine-type endopeptidase activity. Gene Ontology annotation, cellular component: extracellular region. The coding region runs from base 1 to 1617 and encodes 538 amino acids. Lineage: Eukaryota; Metazoa; Chordata; Mammalia; Lagomorpha; Ochotonidae.
AUGCAUGCACGGGUGAGAAGAGGAGCCAGGUCCACCCAAGUGACCUGCGUGGAGCAGCGGAUGCAGCUGACAUUCCAGCUACAGGAGUCAUGGCUGCGCCCUGUGCUGCGAAGCAACCGGGUUGAAUACUGUCGAUGCACCAGCAGCGGACCUCAGUGCCAUUCGGUGCCUGUCAGAAGCUGCAGUGAACCUCGCUGUCUCAACGGGGGCACCUGCUGGCAGGCGCAGUACUUCUCAGACUUUGUCUGCCAAUGCCCUGAAGGGUUUGUCGGGAAGCGUUGCGAUAUAGAUACCAGGACCAAGUGCUACAGGGACAAGGGCAUCGGCUACAGGGGCACCUGGAGCACCUCGGAGAGCGGGGCUGAGUGUAUCAACUGGAGCAGCAAGUGGCUGGCCAUGAAACCCUACAACGGGCGGAGACCCAAUGCCCUGCAACUGGGCCUGGGGAACCACAACUACUGCAGAAACCCAGACAAAGACGUGAAGCCCUGGUGCUAUGUCUUCAAGACAGGGAAAUACGCCCCAGAAUUCUGCAGCGUGCCCAUCUGCCCCAAGGGGAAAGACGGGGAGUGCUAUUCCGGGAAGGGGCAGGCGUACCGUGGCACCCACAGUCAGACCUUGUCGGGCACCAGUUGCCUCCAAUGGGAUUCCAUGCUCCUCAGGAACAAGCAGUACACGGCCUGGCACAGGAACGCAGAGGCUCUAGGCCUGGGCCGGCACAACUACUGCAGGAACCCAAAUGGGGCCGCCAAACCCUGGUGCCAUGUGUGGAAGAAUCGCAGGCCAAUGCGGGAAUUCUGCGAUGUACCCCAGUGUGCCACCUGUGGCCUGAGGCAGGACAAGCAGCCACAGCCCCGCAUCAAGGGGGGACUGUACGCCGACAUCACGGCGCACCCCUGGCAGGCUGCCAUCUUCACCAACCACCGGAGGUCACCAGGGGAGCGGUUCCUGUGCGGGGGCAUCCUGAUCAGCUCCUGCUGGGUGCUGUCGGCGGCCCACUGCUUCCAGGACAGCUUCCCACAGCAGCGGCUUAAGGUGGUCUUGGGCAGAACGUACACCUUGGCGCCUGCCCCGCAAGAACAGAAGUUUGAGGUGGAGAAGUACACGGUGCACAAGGAAUUUGAUGAUAAUACUUUCGACAACGACAUCGCGCUGCUAAAGCUGAAAUCGGCCUCGUCGUCCUGUGCUCAGGAAAGCCUCUACGUGCGCCCCGUCUGCCUCCCCGAAGCCAGCCUGCAGCUGCCCGACUGGACCGAAUGUGAGCUGUCAGGCUACGGCAAGCACGAGGAGUCAUCUCUGUACUACUCCGAGCAGCUGAAGGAGGCACAUGUGCGGCUGUACCCCGCCAGCCGCUGCACCCCCCAGUAUCUGAGGAAUAGGACUGUCACGGCCAACAUGCUGUGUGCUGGAGACACCCGGACUGGAGGCAACGAGGUCAACCUGCAUGAUGCCUGCAAAGGUGACUCAGGAGGCCCCCUGGUGUGCAUGAAGGACGGACGCAUGAUCUUGCUGGGCAUCAUCAGCUGGGGAGAAGGAUGUGGGGAGAAGGACCUGCCGGGUGUCUACACCAAGGUUACCAAUUACCUGAACUGGAUUCAGCAACACAUGAAGCCCUGAGUGGGCGACACAGCCCCCUCAUCCUCUUCCCAAGACCAAGAGGCACAUCAAGGCACAGGGCAGCUGUCGGGGAGAGUCCACAAGGGAGGGACUAGUGAGCAUGUCCCCAGGUGGAUGAAAGGUUGAUAAAUUAGGCCGCUCCUCCCUGCAUAUCCUCCUGAGAGAUCAGCUCAUCCUGGGUAGUCUGCAACUACUGGGUCCUUCCAGCAGGAGGCGGUGCAGCAGCUGGAGGAAUAGAAAGUACAAUUGCAAUCCCCAGAGCCAACUUCUGUGGCUGGGGACAACUCGGGCUGGCCCGAGGGGCCACGUUGGGCCAAUCCACCCUUCAGAUCCGGUAUCCCGCCCAUCCCCCUCUGUUACAUUU